Messenger RNA from Exophiala aquamarina CBS 119918, 210 nucleotides. RefSeq lists its product as uncharacterized. The coding region runs from base 1 to 210 and encodes 69 amino acids. The record is from RefSeq and is a predicted model, not a curated record. NCBI's taxonomy places the organism in Eukaryota, Fungi, Ascomycota, Eurotiomycetes, Chaetothyriales, Herpotrichiellaceae. The transcript is spliced from 2 exons.
AUGUCUGCACCUAACGCUGGUCGUCAAUCUCCCGACCCUGAGAACCAAACCGGUGCUCAGCAACAAGCUCAUCCUGCCCAACCAGGGAGUGGAAAGGUCGACAACUCACAGGGGAAGAACGAAGGGAAAGGAGAACAGGCCUCGGGUCUAGCAGACAACCCAACACAUGUCCUUGCUGAACAUGCUGAUAAGACAACUUCCAAGUCUUGA